CAGGAAGUUAUGUGAACAAAAAUCUGAGAUUUUGCGGCUUUUUUUUUUAAUGUUAAACUGUAAUCAUGGAAAUUUCCAAAAGAAACUUUAAUUUAGUGCACAUAUUCUUCCGGCCAGAAUACAACUACUUCAAAUAUCAUCCCAUGUCAGAGAUCUCCGAAUGGAUGGUUCAACUUGCAAAACACUACCCUGAUAUUGUAACCAUCGUGGACUAUGGGAAGACCUAUGAGUUUAGGACAAUUAGUAUGCUCAAGAUUGGUGUGGAUACGGGAGCGAAGAAGAAAGCUAUCUGGAUGGACUGUGGUAUUCAUGCCAGGGAGUGGAUUGCUCCGGCCUUCUGCCAGUACUUUGCCAGCCAGAUCUUACAGACAUACAAGACAGACCCAAAAAUUGGAGAGUUGAUUACAAACAUGGAUUUUUACAUCACGCCGGUGCUCAACAUGGACGGUUACAUCUAUUCGUGGAAGGACAACACGACCCGUCUCUGGAGGAAGAACAGAUCACCAGGACCAGCAGGCUGCAACUGCUCCGGAACUGACCUUAACCGCAACUUCAAUGCGAACUGGGGCACUAUCGGGGUGUCAUUUGACUGCUGCAGAGAUGUCUUCUGUGGCAUUGCUCCCGAGUCUGAGCCUGAGGCCCAGGCUGUUACCUACUUUGUUGGAACCAGGAAGGAGGACUUCCUGUGUUUCCUCACCAUCCACUCCUAUGGCCAACUGCUUCUGGUUCCCUACGGACACCCAAACUUCACUGCCGACAACUACAAGGAACUGAUGGAUGUCGGUAAAGGUGCGGCUGAAGCCAUGAAGAAGGUCCACGGGAAAAUCUACAAAGUAGGAACCUCACCAGAUAUAUUAUAUCCCAACUCUGGUUCCUCCAGAGAUUGGGCCCGGUUCCAGGAAAUCCCCUUCUCCUACACCUUCGAGCUGAGAGAUGACGGACAUUAUGGCUUCGAGCUCCCUGAGGAUCAGAUCCAGCCCACCUGUGAGGAGGCCUACAGUGGAGCCCUGCACAUAAUCACCUACGCCCACAACAGGGUUUUUAAUGGCGCUGGGCCGUCCACUUUGCCGACGUUUUGGACUGUGUUGGUCGUGGUAGGAGUCACAUGGAUCAUGUAGGUUUACAUGACAGUCAGGAUAAGAUGUUUAGUUUUUUAUUUCAUUACACCCAUUGCUCAAACUCAUCAUUGAAUAAAUAGUAACUUAAAAUAAAACCAGGAAAGUCUACCAUACAUGAGGAAAAACAAGCAGUUGUUGCUCGCAGUUGCAUUCGGGUGAAUAUUUAAAUCUCAAAGAUUCACAAAACACAUGAUCAGCGUCAUUAUACAAAAGUUUUAACACAACAAUAGGAAGAUUUUUCUUUUUUUUUUUGGGUACAUUGUGUGAAUGUGAAUUGCUGACACACUAUGCUACAAUAUGAGAUAUGAAUAAGAUAUUAUAAUAUUAUACUAACAUAAUAAAUAAAGAAUAUUCAUUCUCACAUGCUCAUACUAGGCCUCAUAACUACAUUUUUGACAAUAUCAUGUGCAGUAUGAGGAAAUGAGGACAAUUU
This is a messenger RNA of Syngnathoides biaculeatus (alligator pipefish), 1551 nucleotides long. It is a transcript of the gene cpo, whose product is annotated as carboxypeptidase O. Lineage: Eukaryota; Metazoa; Chordata; Actinopteri; Syngnathiformes; Syngnathidae. Gene Ontology annotation, molecular function: zinc ion binding; metallocarboxypeptidase activity. Gene Ontology annotation, biological process: proteolysis. The coding region runs from base 66 to 1118 and encodes 350 amino acids. The record is from RefSeq and is a predicted model, not a curated record. The transcript is spliced from 9 exons.